Cephus cinctus (wheat stem sawfly) is the source of this 3628-nucleotide messenger RNA. RefSeq names its product DNA excision repair protein ERCC-6. The coding region runs from base 134 to 3526 and encodes 1130 amino acids. NCBI's taxonomy places the organism in Eukaryota, Metazoa, Arthropoda, Insecta, Hymenoptera, Cephidae. The transcript has 5 exons. Gene Ontology annotation, molecular function: ATP binding; ATP-dependent chromatin remodeler activity. The record is from RefSeq and is a predicted model, not a curated record. Gene Ontology annotation, biological process: transcription-coupled nucleotide-excision repair. Gene Ontology annotation, cellular component: nucleus.
GGUUUUGUAAAUUUAAUUGUGUCUACGCCACUGGGUGUCUUGCAUGCUGUGAUGUAAUGAAAUGUGUAUGAAGUCUCUGAUUGUCUCUGAUCUGCUCUGAUCCUCGUGGUUUAUUUGACAGAUUAAACUUAAUAUGAUGGAGAUUAACAAUGAUACUGGAAGCCAUGAAAAAGAUAUGCCUGUCACGCUGGGAACUACUGUUGACGUUGAGCAAAAUUUACUUAAGGCAAUCGCCCUUCCUGAGGCUACGGUUUUAGAAGCUGCUGCUAAGCAUAUCACCGAGCUCGCCAAAUGUAAAUUGAGCGUGUCCAAUGAUGAUAAUGUCAAAGAGAACAACUCUGGAGAAAGUGAGUUACAAAAACAGGUCCGGUUGGGAGAAAUUACACCAUUCCAAGCUGCAAAGGAAUCUGCUAAACGCAACACUACUGGAACCUUCAAUAAAACAACACAGCUAUUGGAUCUUGAGAAGUAUUUGUAUCAACAGGCAGAAUUAGCCAAGAAGAGGUGUCAGUUGAAGAAAUCAAUAAAGUCAAAGUUCAAUGCAACCCAAACGGCAGAUGAAGUAAUACCUAAUAAAAAACGACGUUUGGAACGUAUUAGUUCAGAGUCACGCACUUCGAAAAAGCAUGUUCCUAGAAAAAGAGAGACUUUGGAAACAAAAAUGCUUGACCCAUCUGGUGAUGACGGUUACAUUGAAAAUGGGAUAGAUGAUAAACGUUAUUCCGACGAGAGCGUAAAGAAUAAUGAAUUAUCCGUAACUCUGGAUGGAUCCAAAGAUAACACUGGUAGUGAAAGAAUUACGAAAGCAGGUACAGGAUCCCUUGAUGUAAUAGAAUCUCCAAAUGAUUCCGGAAGCGAAUAUAUUCCAAGCGAUGAUCAUAGAGAUUCAGAGGAUGAGAAUAGGAAGACAUCAUCCACGAAGAAGGAUACUUCAACAAAAUCCAAAAAGACACGUAUAAAGAGAAUUCUGGAUGAUGGGGACGAGGAUACGUACAGACACAGAGUGGAAAGUAGUAGCUGUUUAAAAACUGAAUCCUUCCAUCCUAUAGAUAAUUUAUUCAAAGUUCCAAAUUCCGUAUGGAAGAGACUGUAUAAGUAUCAAAGAGUGUCUGUUCAAUGGCUGUGGGAAUUGCAUGGUCGAAAUUUAGGUGGUUUACUUGGAGAUGAGAUGGGUCUAGGAAAAACUGUACAAGUAAUCGCCUUUCUGGCAGGUCUUGACUGUAGCGAAUUACUGAGUGAUGGUGGAAGGUUUCGUGGACUGGGACCAACUUUAAUCAUUUGUCCAGCAACCUUACUGGAACAAUGGGUCAAACAUUUUCAUGAUUGGUGGCCAACCUUGAGAGUUGCGACUUUACACCAAUCUGGAACUUAUCAAGGUGAUCCGUAUUACUUAGUAGAUCGCCUUAAAGGUGGUGGAGUGCUCGUUACUUCGUAUUCAGGAGUCCUUGGACACAAGGAUCUCCUAGUCAAUACAAACUGGCAUUAUGUGAUCCUUGACGAAGGACAUAAAAUAAGAAAUCCUCAUGCUAAAGUGAGUAAAGCAGUCAAAGAAUUCUCAACACCACAUCGUCUUCUUCUAACAGGCAGUCCAUUGCAAAAUUCCUUAAAAGAAUUGUGGUCUCUCUUUGAUUUUAUAUUACCUGGAAAACUUGGUACCUUACCUACUUUUCUUGAACAUUUUGCAAAUCCCAUAACACGUGGUGGUUACACAAACGCGAGUCCCCUUCAGGAAGCUACGGCUCUCCAGGUAGCAACUCUACUGAAGGAUGCCAUCACUCCCUAUAUGUUAAGAAGAACUAAGACAGAUGUAAAGCAUCAUGUUAGUCUGCCCGAGAAGAACGAGCAAGUACUAUUCUGUAGUCUUACAGAUGAACAGCGUAAACUGUAUAAAAAUCAUUUAAGAUCUGAUGACGUGUCCUACGUUUUACAUGAAAAAAGUCAAGUCGGCGAUACAGGAAGAUAUCGUGCAAGACUGCUAGUAGCCUUGACUGCCCUUAGAAAAAUAUGUAAUCAUCCUGACCUGUAUAUCUAUGGAAAUCAAACGGAUAGCAGUGACGAAGAAGAGAUAACGGACCAGACUAUAGAAAAAUUUGGUUACUGGAAACGUGCUGGAAAAAUGGCUGUGGUACGAUCCUUGCUUAAAAUUUGGAAAAAGCAAGGACACAGAGUUCUCCUAUUUACACAAAGUCGACAAAUGAUGCAUAUACUGGAAGGAUUGAUCCAGCAUGAAGGAUAUUCUUAUUUGAGAAUGGAUGGCACCACUCCAAUGUCGCAACGACAACAGACAAUAACAAAAUUCAAUGAGAAUCCUUCCUAUUUUGUAUUUGUACUUACUACAAGAGUCGGUGGUUUAGGGGUAAAUUUAACAGGUGCUAAUCGGGUAAUUAUCUAUGAUCCUGAUUGGAAUCCAGCUACAGAUGCGCAAGCAAGAGAACGAGCCUGGAGAAUUGGCCAAAAUAAAAGAGUCACUGUGUAUAGACUCGUAACGGCUGGUACAAUCGAAGAGAAAAUGUAUCACAGACAGAUUUUUAAGUUAUUACUAUCAAAUAAGGUCCUAGAAGAUCCACGCCAGCGUAGACUGUUUCGAACGUCAGACCUUGCUGAAUUAUUUGAUCUGAAUGAACCAGGAAAAGAUGGAUCGAUAGAAUCAGAAAGACUAUUUCAGGGCUCGAAAUUAGUACCAGGAAAAAUGAAUUUCUCAUCCGCGAAAGUCGAGGAGAUGCGACGGCUAGCGUCUAGUUUAAGUAAAAAAAUUAGCAAGCAGGUAGCAAGUACUAAGAAUCAAUUAGAAAAAUCAGCUGGUAAUGGAGAUCAGAAUGACGAUGAAAAAACUAUCUGUACAGUAAAUGCAUCGGAAACUGAAGAUGGGAAUAGAGAGAAACUAGAAGUCAUGCAGAACCAAAAAUGUAACAUUGCAACUCAAGAAGAGACUGCUCCAACAGAAAUAAUCUCUGUGAAAGAUACCAAUCAAAAUGAAUCAAUGAAUGAGGCAGAAAUUUCUAUAGAAGCUACAAAGACUGAGGAAAGUCUUAUGAUGGAUGAACAGACUCUUUUAUUAUCUACUGCCAAAAUUGCAAUUGAAAAUCAUUCAGAAACACCAAACGAUGUUUCAUCUUGCGACAAAAAGCACAUUAGCAUUUCACAAGAGAACGAUGGCCGGACUAAGCAUCGCAAAAUGCAAAAGACAAAACAAAAAUAUUCCCAUAGAAAAAAAGAACAGGUCUCUGCCAUUUUCGAGGGAGAACGUGUACCUUGUUUACUAGGUCGUCGACUAGGAAAUUCCUCGAUGGAUGAACUAACAGCAAUGGCGGAUGAUCACUAUGUACUACGUAAACUGUUCGCCAAAUCAAAAGUAAGCACUGCUUUUCAACACGAAACUGUUCUCUCAGCUGCCGGAUUUAACGUUGAGCAAAACAAUCCCAUGCAACGUCUAGCAAGACAAGCUGCCGAGGAGAGUAUGGAAUUCAUACGUCAAUCGCGUAAAUGGUGCUGGAAACCAUCCUGGGACAAACCACCAGAUGAAUAAUCAUAUUAUAUUACUUGGCAUGUUAUAUGCGCGCAUGUAAAUAAAGUAUUUUUUUUUCUUUUUCUGGAAAAAUAAAUUUUGCAAAACGAUACUGCACAGCAA